Messenger RNA from Corticium candelabrum, 2553 nucleotides. Its product is annotated as probable serine/threonine-protein kinase DDB_G0271402. NCBI's taxonomy places the organism in Eukaryota, Metazoa, Porifera, Homoscleromorpha, Homosclerophorida, Plakinidae. Bases 80 to 2203 code for a protein of 707 amino acids. Gene Ontology annotation, biological process: protein phosphorylation; actin cytoskeleton organization. Gene Ontology annotation, cellular component: nucleus; cytoplasm. The record is from RefSeq and is a predicted model, not a curated record. The transcript has 9 exons. Gene Ontology annotation, molecular function: protein serine/threonine kinase activity; ATP binding.
GAGUCAUUGAGCGUCAGUUUCGCUUUAGUUGCGCCGGCAUGGAGACGUCCGAGUGUUGUGUGCCGAGCGAGCGGUGACUAUGAAUGCUUGUGAUGGUGAGACAGACUUUGCUUGCCCACGCUCUCGUCGUAUGUCUCUCACAUUCGACUGUAUACGCGACGCGGUGACCAAUCUCUACCGUGUUGACGAUUUUUCAUUGGAAGAGUUGGGUACGGGCUUCUUCUCGCGAGUUUAUAAGGUUCAGCAUCGCGCCACUGACGAGGUGAUGGUGCUGAAACUGAACAAAAAUGCGAGCAAUCGCCAGCAGGCCUUGAAAGAGGUGCAGCUGAUGAAGCGGCUCAGUCACCCGAACAUUCUCAGGUUUUUGGGCGUUUGCGUGCACGAAGGUCAACUACACCCGUUGACAGAGUUCAUCAACGGUGGAAAUCUGGAGGAAUUGCUGCUCGACAGAAAGCCGGCAUUGUCGUGGACUCUCCGACUGGGACUGGCCCGCGACAUUGCGCGUGGAAUGGGAUAUUUGCACUCGCGUGGCGUCAUCCACAGAGAUCUUACUUCCAAGAAUUGCCUCAUACGACAGCUUGAGGGUGGCAAACUGUCUGCUGUUGUGGCAGAUUUUGGUCUUGCUGCUAAGCUACCGCGCAUGAGUUUGACGCCAGAUGGAAGGCAUGUACUAUCAGUUGUUGGAACGCCAUACUUUUCUGCACCAGAAGUGCUGAGAGGAGAGAGAUAUGAUGAAAAGGCCGAUGUUUUUUCGUUUGGAAUCAUACUCUGCCAGGUCAUUGCACGCAUCGUUGCCGACCCCGAGGAGUUACCCAGAACUAACUCAUUUGGCGUUGACGAGUUCUCACUGAGAAGGAAGUGUGUAGAUUGCCCGUCUGUCCUGUGGAACUUGGCAAUGGACUGUUGCCAGUUGGAUCCAUCUGAGAGGCCCGAUUUUCCAACCGCUGAACAGAGACUCGGAACGAGCCUUCUCAUGCCGUGCCCGGAUACUCCACCGUUACCUUCAGAGCUUAACUCAUGUCGAGCCUUUGAGUUAUUUUCGUUACCUCUGCGAGGCGAUCAGUUCUCUACUACUACGCCCGUUGGUGCAAAUGUGAGGAGAUCGGCCAGCUUUAACCACAUCCAUCGGUCGUCUCGGUCCAAGAGUGUUGACAGGACAUUCUCGUCACCUUUAAAUCAUACUGUUACCAGACAGCCUGUCUGCCCGUCGUCUGUCAUCUUGCAGGAUACGUCGUGGCCUGCUGGUAUGAGUGGCAAGGGAGAGAGUAACAAAGACAGCUGUGUCUUGUCAGGUCCGUCGUCUUGUACUGAUCCCUUACCUCUCAUUAGUAACACAGCAGAUGAAGCGUGUAGCGGUGUGCCAUGUGCUGUCGACAAGGAAGGCUUUUUGACUACGAGACCUUGCCAUUUGGUUGUGAACCACUGCGACGACAUAGUAAGACCUAACAGCACACCGCCGGUGAUUUGUCAUCACACGACGGAAACAUUUCAAGUCCCUCAAUCUGUUGACUCGUCGUGUUUCAGUGAAGAACUGUUUGUCAAUACGGGAACAGAUGAAAACAUGGGUGAAACUAUACCGCUGAUGUUCUCAUCUCAUUGUAACGGAUUUGCGACCGAGAGCCCGACCUUGACUCCCCCUCCAACGCCAUCCGAAGACUCAACUGUACAGUCCGACGUGUUCCACACUUCACCGCCAGGAAGAGGUCCGUCUCCCAAAAUGCACAGGAAGGGCACGACAACACCAGUGAGAGACACCAUCAUGUAUCCGUACUCGCUACACAACUCACCACGAGUACGGAGAAAAGCUCUUGUGACCGUCCGACGAGAACUGUCUUGGCGCGACAGACAAUUUCUUGAUUUGGACAAUGUAACUAGUGAUGUAAUUCCCGCCAAGUCUUCCGCUCAGCUGUCCCCGGAUCCUUGCGACCGUCGACAGGGAUCAGUACCUAAUGUCUAUAUGACGACGUCUGUAGAUAAAGGAGUAAACAGGAGACAUUGUCGGAAUGCUACCGUCUCGGGUUGCAUAACCUCAGAACUGACACACUACAUUGGAUUGAACGGUUUUACGUGGCAGACCAAUUCUGCUCCAUCGAGUCCAUCGGGCGUUCCACAUGGAUACGGAUCCAUAUUCCAGAAUCCGGGGAGCGAAGCCUGCCUCGAGUCUAACAGCCAGUUCUCUGGGGCUGCUGGUCAGAGCCACUGAUCAUGCAGUGUGUGUAUCAUUGCAACGAGAAUAUAGUUUUUAUUAAUUGAUUAGCAUUCUGUGUGCAAGGUUUCAUAGUAGAGAUCAGGCCUAUAUUUGUCACUUAUUUUGAGAGGUAUGUACUGUUAAUGAAGAUGCGUAUAGAGCAGAACAGAUAUUUACUGAUGCGCCGAUACUAAAGGAGUAUUGCACCGGGAUGGUGUUUGUAAAGGACGAGAUAACGCUUUACUGUAGGCAAGCAAGGUGGCUGUUGAAUGUAAUAGAUAUACUGAGAUGUAUAGAAUUAAUACGUGUGAUGGUUGUGACGAUUUUACUCGAUUGUAAUAAAGGCAGAUUAAUGUGUGACGUAA